This is a messenger RNA of Exophiala dermatitidis NIH/UT8656, 546 nucleotides long. RefSeq lists its product as uncharacterized. The transcript has 2 exons. The coding region runs from base 1 to 546 and encodes 181 amino acids. The record is from RefSeq and is a predicted model, not a curated record. Lineage: Eukaryota; Fungi; Ascomycota; Eurotiomycetes; Chaetothyriales; Herpotrichiellaceae.
AUGUCUGAAGAUUCAUUUGUCGACGGCGAUGCGGAGGCAGCCAUGCGCGCCAUGAUGGGAUUCGCUUCUUUCUCAACUCGCCGUCCCAGAGAACAAGCUCAAGCACCACGGUCACUACAAUCACCUCCACAUGCCGAACAAAUGGGAGCUCCCCCACAAGCCAACUCCACCUUCUCAACCCAUGACACAGACUCCCGAGACUCCUUCGAGACCUUAUAUUCGCAACCUCAACCUCCAGCCCAGUCUCAGGCCGAGGCUCAACUAGGCGACAAUAAUGAUGGCCAACCACCCUAUCCACAACCGGCCCUUGAUGAAGCAGCAUCUGUUCUUGGUAUGCCUCCAACACCGAGCGAACGCUCCUAUUCCACCCACGGAACGAGCUACGCCUUCAGCGCCCCGAACAGCAACACAUUCUACACUCGCGCCGAGCUCGACGAAUGGGCCAGAGGCAAGGUCAACGCCAGAGGCGACGUAGUCUACUUCAAACCGGCAUUUGUAUCCGACGAUCCAUGGGCCAGGCUAAGACCAUCGAGAGGACAGGACUGA